This is a messenger RNA of Nylanderia fulva, 1890 nucleotides long. RefSeq lists its product as uncharacterized. The record is from RefSeq and is a predicted model, not a curated record. NCBI's taxonomy places the organism in Eukaryota, Metazoa, Arthropoda, Insecta, Hymenoptera, Formicidae.
AUGCUAGUCUACUGCGUUUCGCAAAAACUAGAUCAUUUUACGCGGAAGGCCUGGAAACUCAGAGGAAGUGACAAUAGUGAUAUUCCGACAUACGAAGAUUUGGAUCGUUUCAUCUCCUCUCGUGCGCGCGCUCUCGAAGAACUAACUCCUCUCAGCCUCGCGAAGCCUACGCGAUCACAAAAGAUAAACAGCAAUACCGUCUCCGCUUCAUCGGCUGCGUCGUGUCCCGUUUGUAAGGGAUCUCAUUUUAUAAAUAAGUGCGCGCUCUUUAUUCAAAAGACUCCGACCCAGCGCUUAGAAAUAGUCAAACAGGCAAAACGUUGCGUAAAUUGCUUGAGUGCAAAGCAUGCUGUCCAAGCCUGUCCGAGCAAGUACUCUUGUCGCGCUUGUCAACGGAAGCAUCAUUCUAUGCUUCACCUCGAGUCCUCGCCGUCGGCAACCGAAACUGUUCUUCCUACGACAUCAAAGUCGAAAUCGGAGAUGAUGACCGAUAAUGCCACGUCGUUGUUUUCUGCGUCAAGAUUACAAUCUCGCCCUUCCGUUCUUCUCGCAACCGCGCGCGUAAAAAUCGGAUCUCCUUCAGGUCGAACAGUUAUCGCUCGAGCUUUACUCGAUCAAGGAUCCGAAAUAACCUUUAUUACCGAACAAAUUGUCCAAACUCUAAAAUUGCGUCGUAUCAAACUACCGAUUUCAAUCUCCGCCGUCGGCGGAAUCGAUGCCGGUAUCUGUCGUUUCGCGGCUCAAAUUAAAUUGUCUCCACGCGAUGCCUCCUAUCCGACUCUUACAAGCACCGCGUCAAUAAUGCACUCACUGACUAAAUACACGCCGCCGCUAAUAAGCUCAACGAGCGAUUGGAAUCAUUUAUCCGAUCUCACGCUCGCGGAUCCCGAUCCUACCAGCCCCGAUCGCAUUGACAUUAUUAUCGGUGCGGAUCUAUAUAGCGAAUUAAUUGUAGACGGUGUGCGAAGAGGGGAUAAGGGGACACCGCUUGCGCAAAACACUAUUUUCGGAUGGAUACUCUCGGGACCGAUGUCCGGUAUUUCAUCACGCCGAUCCAUAUCCGUGCAACAUUGUGCAAAUGCGCUAUCUCUAGAAAGUGAACUGCGCAGAUUCUGGGAAAUUGAGGAAAUCCCUCAGCGUGCGAUCCUCAGCCCAGAAGAGCAGCAAUGUGAGGAACACUUUCUCACAACUCAUUCGCGUUGCGCCGACGGGCGAUACGUUGUCCGCCUUCCGUUCCGAAAAGGCCCUCCGAUCGACAUAGGUCAAUCGCGCAACACAGCCGAACGUCUCCUCAAGAGCGUACAUCGUCGGUUCAAAAGCAGCAACGAGUUAAAAAUAGAAUACACGAAAUUUCUGCACGAGUAUGAGGCCCUCGGACACAUGAGAGAGGUGACAAGUUCAAGAGCGUUUUCAACGCAGUGCGUAUACAUUCCGCAUCACCCGGUCAUUCGCGAGAGUAGCGUCACGACAUGUUUGAGAGUCGUAUUUAACGCGUCUAGUAUAACGACGAACUCUACAUCAUUAAAUGACCAUUUACUUACUGGCCCAAAAUUGCAGACGGAUCUCUCAGCCGUCGUACUGCGGUGGCGACAAUUUCGUUAUGUUUACUCGGCCGACAUCACAAAAAUGUAUCGCCAAAUUUCAGUCGACUCUCGCGACGUCGAUUAUCAGAGAAUAUUGUGGGCUGACAGCGAAACCGAAUGCGCCAAAGAGUAUCAAUUAACGACAGUGACGUACGGCACCGCGUCUGCUCCAUUUCUUGCUUUGUGCGUACUUCGGCAGCUCAUUCUCGAUGAAGGCCAUUUGUUUCCGCUCGCGGUUCCGGUAUUACAGGAUAACAUAUACGUCGACGACGUUUUAUUCGGAGCGGACGAUAUUCCUCUCCUUUGA